Oryzias melastigma (Indian medaka) is the source of this 3181-nucleotide messenger RNA. RefSeq names its product arylsulfatase H (gene arsh). The record is from RefSeq and is a predicted model, not a curated record. Bases 12 to 1961 code for a protein of 649 amino acids. Gene Ontology annotation, molecular function: arylsulfatase activity. NCBI's taxonomy places the organism in Eukaryota, Metazoa, Chordata, Actinopteri, Beloniformes, Adrianichthyidae. The transcript has 11 exons.
UGAAAUAGUUGAUGGGAUGUUUUGUCCCCACACUUUACGGCCAGUCAGAUAUCACGUGCGCUCAUAUUACCGUCAUUACUGCAGAGCUGCGGAGGCGGGACGGCGAAGCAGGAACACUUUGGGAGACAGUUGUUUGGUUGGGAAAUAUGAGGUCUGCCAUGCUGGCGCUUCUUCUCCCCUUGAUUCUGACAGCAGGAAGUGACGUCAGCACUGGGAGAGCGGUAGAGAAGAAGAAGCCCAACUUUGUUCUCAUGAUGGUGGAUGACCUCGGAAUUGGGGAUAUAGGUUGCUAUGGCAACAACACAAUCAGGACUCCUAACAUAGACAGACUUGCUUCAGAGGGAGUAAAACUGACCCAGCACAUUGCUGCAGCUCCUCUCUGCAGCCCAAGCCGGGCUGCUUUCAUGACGGGGCGGUAUGCUGUUCGCUCAGGAAUGGCCAGCACAGGCCGCGUGCAGGUGCUGUUGUUCCUCGGAGGUUCAGGAGGACUUCCAGCCGGUGAGACAACCUUUGCCAAGAGGCUGCAGCAACAGGGAUACUCCACUGGCCUAAUAGGUAAAUGGCACUUAGGUGUGAACUGUGAAUCCAGAGGGGAUCACUGUCAUCACCCAAACCAGCAUGGCUUCAGCUACUUCUAUGGCCUGCCGUUCACUUUGUUUAAUGAUUGUGUGCCUGGAGAGGGCAAAGACGUACUGGUGGAUCUCCAGCAAACACUCCAGCAUCUUACCCUUUUGUUUGCAGUUGGACUUCUUACUAUGGUGUUCGUCCGUGUGAGCGGUCUUCUUGAGGUCAGCCUCUGGUUUCUGGUGCUGCUUUUCUUUCUUGGUUUGGUAGCCGCCGCCGUGUGGUAUGUGCCUUUUGCGCUCCUGCAAACUUGGAACUGCAUCCUCAUGAGGAACCAAGAGGUCAUCGAGCAGCCCAUGACAGUGGAAACACUACCCCAGAGGUUGCUGGGUGAAGCACAGGAUUUCAUAAAAAGGAAUGCUGAUCGUCCAUUCCUCCUCUUCUUCUCUUUGGCCCACAUUCACACGCCACUGUUCAAAAGUCCAGCCUUCACUGGCAAGAGUCGCCAUGGUCGCUAUGGUGACAAUCUAGAGGAGGUGGACUGGAUCAUUGGUAAAGUAAGAGACACUGUGGAUUCUCUCGGCUUGGCCAACAACACCCUGAUGUAUUUUACAUCGGACCACGGUGGACACCUGGAGGAUUCCGACCCCCACAUUGGGCAAAAAGGAGGAUGGAAUGGAAUAUAUAAAGGUGGGAAGGCUAUGGGAGGCUGGGAAGGAGGGAUUAGGGUACCUGGGAUCUUCCGGUGGCCCGGCCGUCUGGCAGCAGGAAGAGUGGUGGAAGAACCCACAAGCCUUAUGGACCUGUACCCCACCCUGAAGUAUCUAGCUGGGGACAAACAACCAGAUAGAGAAAUUGAUGGCUACAACCUCAUGCCUCUGCUGGAAGGGAAAGCUGUGCAAUCAGAGCACGAAUUCAUGUUCCAUUACUGUGGCAUCUACCUCAAUGCAGUGCGCUGGCACCCCCUUGGCAGCGACUCCGUCUUCAAGGUGCACUUCUUCACCCCAAACUUCUCUCCACCUGGAGCUGGUGGAUGCUAUGACACAAAGGUUUGCCUUUGCCACGGCGAUCAUGUGACGCACCACAACCCCCCACUUCUGUUUGAUCUUUUCCAUGACCCCUCAGAGUCCCGCCCCCUGACUCCAGAUACUGAACCUCGUUACGCUGAAGUCCUUGAGCGGACUGCCAAAGCCGUAAUGAGACAUCGGAGCACUCUUCCACCAAAAAUGACAUCCGCUGGCGGUGCUUCACAGGCCAGCACAGAUGUGCACGGUGUUCAAAACCAAAUGACUUGGGAAAAGAUUCUCUGGAGACCCUGGCUGCAGCCCUGCUGUGGGACUUUUCCGUUCUGUGGAUGCAAAGAGGAUGAAGCUAUUUAUGAGAGCAAAGCAGCAUAGUUUUGGUUUGGUCAGCAGUUACACUUUUUUAAGCAUAUCUUUUACAAAUCAGGGAUUUUUCACUUGUUUUAGCAAUUUUAUUUUUUUAUUUUACUAGCAAAUUCAAUCUAUUUUUACUUUAAAAAAAGCACUUUACAACUGAGGGACCAACAUGUUGUACAGGUUAACAGAAGCAAAAAGAAAAAAUACAUGCUAAAUUGAACUUAAAAGGUCUGGUUAUUGAAUAAUCACUCCCAUUUUUACACUGGACUGUUUAAAAUUAGAAGAAAAUUAGGUGAAAUUUGACCAAAUCAAUGAAAGAUGUACGGGCUUUUUACUGCUUACUGAACAGGAAAUAAUCACAAAAAAAGAGAUUUAAAGUCAAACUCAGGCUCACACAGUUCUCAAUAGACCUUUGACCAAAGUAGAGAAGAAAAGGAAAGAAGCUGCAGUAUUACAGAAAAGUGCUUUUCCAUUCAAAAAUGCCAUAGGCUUGCUUCAGCCCUCUUUUUUUUUUCUCAAACAGCAGACAGUGGCUGCCCUCUUUUAUCUGUAGCAGAUCAAUAAACGGCUCAAUGUUAGAAGAGAGAUAUAGCUGGGUACUUAGUAUUGACGGUUAAAAAAAUCACACCCAUUUAAAAGUCAUUAUUGUUAUAGUACAAAGUAUUGAUCAGAACCAAAAUGUGAAUAACAUUAUUAGGGUUUUUUCUCAUUAAAAACUCACUGUUUUGUUUGACGUUUUACUGUGUGAGGCCUUGAUUUCUUUAGGCUUUCUUUCAAUUUAUUAAGGCAUGAAUUAUUCCUUACCUUCACAUAAAAUCUACAAACAAUCUUUGUUCACGAAUGUACACACUUUUUUGUUUAUUUAAACUAAUUUUUGCUUUUUAAAUAACUAUUUUUGCUGAGAUCCUCAUGUUUAACUGUUGAGAUAAGUUUGAUUGGAGUUACUUUGUGGCUGUUUAUUUUCAAAUACCUGAAAUUGAAAGGAAGAAAAAUUUAAUCACAAUUUGUUUUUAGUUCUCAUUUGAUAAUGAGUCAAUAGUUGUUUAUUUAAAAAUAAAAUACAAAAAAUAUGUUUUUGUAUUUUAUGCAUUAGACAUCAAAGUUCUAUUGUGUUUAACUAUAAAAAAACACAUUUACCACUCAAUUAUUGAAGAUUGCUGUGACUUUUCCAGUGUUUAGUUUGUAAAGUGAGCAGUAGGGAUGAAACAAAACACUAUCUUCAUGAUUUGGUUCAAACC